This is a messenger RNA of Limanda limanda (common dab), 1308 nucleotides long. It is a transcript of the gene vipr2, whose product is annotated as vasoactive intestinal peptide receptor 2. Gene Ontology annotation, molecular function: peptide hormone binding; G protein-coupled peptide receptor activity; vasoactive intestinal polypeptide receptor activity. Gene Ontology annotation, biological process: cell surface receptor signaling pathway; adenylate cyclase-modulating G protein-coupled receptor signaling pathway. The transcript is spliced from 13 exons. Gene Ontology annotation, cellular component: plasma membrane. The record is from RefSeq and is a predicted model, not a curated record. NCBI's taxonomy places the organism in Eukaryota, Metazoa, Chordata, Actinopteri, Pleuronectiformes, Pleuronectidae. Bases 1 to 1308 code for a protein of 435 amino acids.
AUGAGAAGUUUGAUCCUGGUCUCACUGUGUUUCUCAACAUGUCUGCUCCUGGCUGACAGCCGGCAUCCGACCUGUAACUUCAUGUUGGAGGUGAAGAGAGACCAGCUGGAGUGUGUGAAGCGGCUGACGGAGGAGGAGGAGGGCGGCGGUGUCGCUGGCUGCAGAGGAACGUGGGACAACAUCGCGUGUUGGGAUCGAGCCGAGAUCGGAGAGACGGUCACCAUCCCCUGUCCUCGAGUCCUCAAGACUCUGUUCGGCAGAAAUGGUAACAUCAGCAGGAACUGCUCGUCCGCCGGAUGGUCGGACGUUUUCCCAAACAUCAGCAGUGUGUGUGAGUCGGACCCGAGCCAGGACAAGCUCGUCUUCUACGUGGUGGUGCAGACGCUCUACACCCUGGGUCACAGUCUGUCUCUGAUCGCCCUCACCACAGGGAGCGCCAUCCUCUGCCUGUUCCGGAAGCUCCACUGCACCAGGAACUACAUCCACCUCAACCUCUUCUUCUCCUUCAUCCUGAGAGCCGUGGCCGUGCUGGUGAAGGACGACAUCCUCUUCAACCGAACCUCGCAGUGCUCCAACCAGCCGUCGCUGGUUGGAUGUAAAGCCAGCCUGGUGUUUUUCCAGUACUUCAUCAUGGCUAACUUCUUCUGGCUGCUGGUGGAGGGUCUGUACCUCCACACUCUGCUCGUCGUCAUUUUCUCCGAGAACAGACACUUCAUCGUCUACAUGUUCAUCGGCUGGGGAAUCCCCACUGUGUUCGUGUUUGCAUGGACAAUGGCGAGGAUUUAUCUGGAAGACACCGGAUGCUGGGAGAGGAACGACAACCCUAUACCCAACUGGGUGAUCAAUGGACCUAUUGGAUUCUCCAUUAUGGUGAAUUUCAUCCUCUUCAUCAGCAUCAUUCGGAUCUUGGUUCAGAAGCUGAGGUGUCCUGACGUGGGCGGCAACGACCAAUCACAAUACAGGAGGUUAGCCAAAUCCACGCUCCUGCUGAUCCCUCUGUUUGGGAUCCACUACGUGGUCUUCGUGUCGCUCAGUGAAUCCAUCGCAGAAGAUUAUAAAAUAUUUUUUGACCUGGCCCUCGGGUCCUUUCAGGGUCUGGCGGUGGCCAUCCUGUACUGUUUCCUCAACAGUGAGGUGCAAGGCGAGCUGAAGAGGAAGUGGAGGAGCGUGUGUCUGAACUGUCGUCCGAGCAGAGAUCGCCGCUUCACCAGCACCUUCGCCUCCAGGAACGGCUCCGAGCACAAGAUGCAGUUUCACCGCACCUCCCGCACCCAGUCCAUCCUGCAGUCGGAGACCUCGGUGCUGUGA